GGCAGUAUCGUUCAACAAGUCGGGCCGCCUAUGGGAGGCGCCUAUAUAAGCCAGGGCGCAUUCAAAGCUCGCAGUUAGUGACGCGUUGAGCUUAGCCACGUUUGUAUUGACAACGCCGAACAAGAUGAUAUCCACAUCCGUGAUCAUCAUGCUGAUGUUUGGAGCCGCUGUCUGCAUGCCAGAGACAGCUGGUGAUCAUGAACAUCAAGAUGUCCACGACAAUUUGGCGUUGGAGAAACGGUCGCCACACUAUAACUUCGGCCUCGGAAAACGGGCGUACAGUUACGUCUCGGAAUACAAACGGCUGCCUGUGUACAAUUUCGGAUUAGGAAAACGAUCACGCCCGUACUCAUUCGGUCUCGGCAAACGUUCAGUAGAAGACGAUCAGAGCGAUGAAGAGUUCCCAAUGGACAUUGACCAACCUACCUUGACCGAUAUCUUUGAACAGUAUGACGAAAUGCCAGUAUACGACGCAAAGAGAGCUCGCCCGUACAGUUUCGGUCUGGGCAAACGGCUAUCCGAAAAUACUGAUGACGUGGACGAGAAACGCACCCGCAUGUACGACUUCGGGCUCGGGAAACGACCUCAGUUGUACAGCUUCGGUUUGGGAAAACGAGCCAGGAACUACAAUUUCGGUCUCGGUAAACGUUACAGCGGCAAAUUCAACUUCGGCCUUGGAAAGCGGGAGAGGGAUCUUCACAGGUUUAGCUUCGGUCUCGGCAAAAGAUCCGCGGAUUCCGUCGACGACGCCGACAAUUACAUGGACGUUUAGAUUUAUAACGAUAUUUGGAUGGAAACUUGUGUGGAAUCUGAGCUGAAUAUACCGUUACAAACAAA
Molecule: messenger RNA, 837 nt
Organism: Danaus plexippus (monarch butterfly)
Lineage: Eukaryota; Metazoa; Arthropoda; Insecta; Lepidoptera; Nymphalidae
Gene: AST-A
Product: helicostatins
Exons: 4
Coding region: 125-772 (215 amino acids)
Molecular function (GO): neuropeptide hormone activity
Source: RefSeq, a predicted model, not a curated record